This is a messenger RNA of Venustampulla echinocandica, 3582 nucleotides long. RefSeq lists its product as uncharacterized. NCBI's taxonomy places the organism in Eukaryota, Fungi, Ascomycota, Leotiomycetes, Helotiales, Pleuroascaceae. The transcript has 7 exons. The record is from RefSeq and is a predicted model, not a curated record. Gene Ontology annotation, molecular function: protein binding. Bases 1 to 3582 code for a protein of 1193 amino acids.
AUGCAUGGCAAACAUUUUGGCAGCGGAUUUUGGCCGCAGCAAAUCGCUGAUAAUGCGGCGGAAACAAGGCAAAUAAAGGCAACGACUUUUGGGUCGCAAAAGGUACCUCAGGCGAAAGCUCUCGAAUCAGACAUGUCGUCGUGGCAUUCUAGCGAAGAGUGCCUUGUGUCGCAGGAACCUAUGGCUGCGUUUCGAGUCAGUGAGCCCUCGGAGCUUCCAGGUCUGGCAGAUGAAUCACCUGGCAUAGGAUCCUCAAUAAUGUCGGGUACACGAAAGAUUCCCGAAGCUGAGUGGGAGGUGUACAAAGAGGAGAUCAAAGUCUUGUACUUGAUCAUGGACAAAAGCAGAGAAGAUGUUAGGGCCGCUAUGCAAAAGAACCAUGGGUUUCAGGCUAGUAAAGCCCAAUACAUACGGAAAUUCGAGCUAUGGGGCUUCAAGAAAUACUCGACAGAUGAAAGUUGGAAAUACAUUGCCCGCAAAAUACAGAAGAGGAACCUAGAAGGCAAAGAGAGCGACACGUAUGUUAAUGGCAAGUUGGUACCACGGAAGAAGGUCAAGAAGGAAGUAUCAAGGCACUCUCUUCUAUCUUGCCAGUUCAUGUCAAUUCCUGGACGCAGCCCAACCCCUCCAGGUAGGGUCGAGAUUCGCACACCACCACGGGACCAUAAUUUCUUUGUGCAGUAUCUGCAUAUUCCAUGGUUUGAAUUCGAGACGCUUGUAGAGCCGCAAAUUAGACGCCUCCGUGCGUUAACUAGCGGGCACCAUAUAGAACCCUCCAUAAUCUACGAACAAUCCGCCCAAAGGUCUCAUAACCUACUAACGUGGGUCCCAUCUCCCCGAAUGAGUACUGUCACAGGCCAGAGGCAGGACCAAACAACGGCGCCCUGGGGUCAAAUGGGUAGUGCCGUCCAAGGACUCGAAAACUACCAACAAGCACAAAAUUCUUUUCCAUCGAUUCAAUUUCGAGAAAAGGCUCCAGGCCCUAGUUCAACCCCAUUACACGACUGGGAAGCUCGGCGUCUCCUUGCCUGGAUCCUAGAAGGGAAUAUCAAUCCUAACAGCCAUGAGUACCUUUCAAAAAUCACGUCUCGCCUAGACAAUCUUAUUAUCGAGCGACAAGACGUUAAAAGUGGACACUUCGCGGCUAUUGAGAAUCUAAUCAAGCUGAAGACAGCAACAACUGAGAUUUUCGCAUCGAACAUCCUCGUAAGUGCAAUUGGAAUAGGGGAUAUACCAAUCGUAAAAGCUCUCAUCGCCCUCGAGAUUGAUAUCAAUGUCCCUGGAGGCUCUCUUGAGAAGAAAACGGCACUUUCGGUGGCUGUAAGAGAGUCGAUGAAGAAAAAUAUUUCGGGAGAAGAGGAAGAAUUCCCUCUUGUUAUGCUUUUGUUGAAUGCUGGGGCUGACAUUAACGCGAAAUCUGGCCGUGACAACACCUCUCCACUUCAAGAAGUGAUAUCAAAAAAUCACGUUCAAUUAGUACAGAUACUUCUCAAUGCUGGGGCUGUUUUGGAUGUUGCAGCGAAUGAACCGAAUUUACUCCAUACUGCUCUCUUGGAGGCGGCAAGAGAUGGUGAUUCCAAGCUGGUAAAAAAGCUUUUGGAUGCGCUGACGCGACCAUCAAUGAUUACGUUGCUCCAAGAUGAGGCAGAGGCAGCAAGCUUGGGUGACACGGAUACUAUUGAAGCUCUUCUUGAUUUUGGAGCAGAUGUCGAUGCACCGGCAGGUGUUAUAUAUGAAGCCGCUCGUAAAGCAGCAGUCGAGUCCGAUAAUUGGCAGCAUCUGCAAUCUGCAGUUCAGAUUGCUGCAUCUCACGGCCACACCGAGAUGGUACAGAUGCUUCUAGAAGCUGGUGCGAAUGUAGAUGGGUACUUAUUUACGCAGGAAGAAUUUUCGACUUACGAAUCGGUCUUCCGUCGAGACGUUGAAGAACGUUAUCGCAAUCGAGAGGAAUUUGAUUGGGAGGAUUGGGACGAUAGCGGAGAUGACUCUAGCGAAUGUUGUGAUGACGAUGAUAUCUAUCUCUCUCAUUUUUACCGGACACCACUUCAGUCCGCAGUGGAACUGGGAGAUGAGGUGCUUGUACGGUUUCUCCUGCUAGCUGGUGCGGAUAUUGAAGGGCAAGGUCGCGGAUUAACGCCUUUGCAACUCGCUGCAUUGGGAAAUAAAGUCAAGCUUGUGAGGCUCAUGCUUAAGAAGGGUGCUGCUGUUAACGCUCCUGCACGUGGAAUCGGAGGAAGAACUGCGCUUCAAGCGGCUGUAGAAAGUGGUAGCACUGGUCUUGUCGAAAUGUUGAUAAACGCUGGUUCCGACCUCAAUGCCACUGCCAGUCCAAACUCUGGCUGCACUGCACUGCAAGCCGCAGUCAAAAUCAACCAUGUCGAGUUAGUGAGCAAAUUGAUUUCUCUCGGGGCAGAUGUCAAUGCUGCAGCUAGUCCCACCAACGGGCGGACCUGUCUUCAAGAAGCGGCACGGAAGGGCCACCUUGAGUUCGUCCAAAUCCUUUUGAACUCUGGCGCUAAAGUGAAUGCUGCCGGAGCAGCCAAAUAUAGAUUCACAGCACUUCAAGUGGCGGCGAGGGCAGCCCAUCUUUCGGUGGUCAAGGUGCUACUUGCUGCUGGAGCUGACGUCCAUGCACCCGUUACAGAGAGGGGCUAUUCUACGAUUUCUGCAGCUGUCCUGAGAAACAGUCUUGAAAUAAUUCAACUGGCAGGGGCAAAUAUCAAUGCACUUUGCACCGAUAAGCCGCCAUCAGGAUACGGUUAUCCAUGCACAGCACUUGAAGCAGCUUUGUGCAACGGCCAUUAUCAUGUCUUCGAAAUUUUAUGGGAUGCUGGAACGGACUUUAAUAGCCCAGUCCCAGGUUUGAGGGCGGCUCUAGGAGCAGCAAGCACCGCUUGGAGAUACGGUUUCGACCCCACGGAGAGGGACAUCGCUAAAAAAUUGCUCAACGCUGGUGCUGAUGUCAACAGGGCCUUUUCAAAUCAUGGGAUGCCACUUCACAACGCAGUAUAUAGUCAUAGAUUCGAACGACACCUAGUUCAGAUGUUGCUAAACGUAGGGGCAGAUGUGAACGGUAGAACACAGGAUGGAGAAACGGCGCUUCGAAUCGCCGUUAAUAUGGGCAAUGUUGAUCUAAUUGAAGUCCUCCUGAAUGCAGGGGCAGACAUAGAGGCAUAUGCUCCAACAGAUACAGGCCGAACGGCUCUUCAAGCUGCUGCACAACGUGGUAAUACCAUUGUCAUCCGUUUUUUAUUGGAGCGAGGGGCAAAUUGCAACGCAUCCGCUGCAAAUUCAAGAGGGGCAACUGCACUACAAGCGGCUGCGAUUGGGGGAAACGUUCAAAUUACUUUGAUGUUGCUGAAGGCUGGGGCAGAUAUCAACGCUCCAGCAGCCAAAAUUCAUGGGAGAAGCGCACUAGAGGCAGCUGCAGAGCAUGGCCGCUUGGAUAUAUUAUCACUCCUUCUCAAGAAUGACACCGAUUCUGAUGGACUGAAAUCUAGAUGCAAGGACGCGGCAAAGCUAGCAGAGAGGGAGGGACAUAUCUUCAUUUCAAGGAUGCUGAGGGCUUACACGGAGGUUUGA